This is a messenger RNA of Cladophialophora psammophila CBS 110553, 2016 nucleotides long. RefSeq lists its product as uncharacterized. Lineage: Eukaryota; Fungi; Ascomycota; Eurotiomycetes; Chaetothyriales; Herpotrichiellaceae. The transcript is spliced from 2 exons. Gene Ontology annotation, cellular component: nucleus. Gene Ontology annotation, biological process: positive regulation of transcription from RNA polymerase II promoter by galactose; DNA-templated transcription. Bases 1 to 2016 code for a protein of 671 amino acids. The record is from RefSeq and is a predicted model, not a curated record. Gene Ontology annotation, molecular function: RNA polymerase II cis-regulatory region sequence-specific DNA binding; DNA-binding transcription factor activity, RNA polymerase II-specific; zinc ion binding.
AUGCUGUGGCUCUCUGCCCUGCCAAAACUGUCGGAAGCAUUCGCUGGAAUCCAGAUGACAAUAGACCAGUUAAACGAGGCUCUGAAUGCUCGCAAUCAGGUUAUCAAGCAGCUUUUGCCCGCCGUUGACUUCGACAGUCUCCCCGGUCUGUCGAGAGAGAGUGUCAUCCGGCUGAUCAGCAACGAGGUUGAGGUCCAGACCCCUUCGCCAGCGGCCGACGGCGGCGUUGCCCGUGACGUCGUUGACGCUUCGCAUUCUUUCAGCGACAUACCAGCCGACGAAGAAGAAUGGAAUGAGGCCCAGAACGAGGAAGAUUCGGAGCCGCCAGUUGGCGAUGUUGUUAACGGCCUUGCUCUCCACCAGCGCCCCGGCUCUUACUCGCGCAUCUCCUCCACUGGUGCCUUCUUGCACGUCCUUUUUAGUAUAUGCCCCCCUGCAAAGCAAACGUUCUUGGACCUAGGAAAAUCUGCGUUUCAGAAACCAAAGCAGCUCGUCAUUCGGGGUUCAAGCAAAGAGUCUCCGCAAGCCGUGCAGAAUGUCAGCCCUGUAUCUUCAACGCUUUCCUCAUUGCCGUCUACUCAACAGAUAGUGGUCGAUGCGUAUUUCGAACAGAUCCACGCCCUGGUUCCGGUGGUGGAUGAAGCUCGCUUCCGAGAGGAUUUCUCCACCCAACAACGAACAGAUGACGGGUGGAGGGCGCUUUCAAGUAUGGUCCUGGCGUUAGGUUCCAUAGCAGCAGGAGACGACCAAUCUCACUUCAUUUACCACGAGCGGGCGCGGCAGGUUCUUGGAUACAAUAUGUUUACCUCAGGAAACCUGGAAAUGCUGCAAGCGUUAGUUCUCUUGAGCGGCUUGUACCUAUACUACAUCAAUUCGCCCAACACCGCCUUUCUGGUCAUGGGUACAGCGUUUCGAAUGGCCAUCGCAAUCGGUCUACAUCGCGAACCGGCCAGAACGAUAAAGCUCGGCCAGAACCCGGAUGAGGAAGCAUUGGCAUUGUCUCGAGCUGAAGUCAGACGGAGAACUUGGUGGAGCCUGAUCUGCGCUAACGCCUGGCAAGGGUUGUUGUUACAUCGUCCUAGGGUUGGAAGAUGGGAUCCGCUUACAAUGGACACUGCUUUGCCUAGUACCAAGCUCUCGUCGAGUUCUGCUCACUCUGAGAGUGUUGCACGGCAAGGACAAAUCGAGUCUGAUGACAGAGAUUGGCAUGGGAUAUCACUUCGCGUCACUGCCGAGUUUUGCAUCAUUGCUCAGAAAAUCGGAGACCGAAUGGCACAGCUAUCAUAUAUUACCCCCCGGGAAAUAUUCGCAUUCAGUGACGAACUCGAGAUCUGGAGCAAAUCCCAUCAUUUUCGCUUCUUGUCGGAGAAUUCAUGUCCAAAACGUUUCUGGUUAAGUCGGGAGACUAUGUUAUAUCGUUUCUUGGGUGUGCGCGUCCUGUUGUCGCGGCCACAUCUGAUGCGGCUGGCAGACGAUGGAAUGGCCCACAAUGCAUUCACAGACGAGGACUGGAAUGUCGUAUCACUCUGUCAAAAUUCAGCAAGUGAGGUUAUCGACCUGAUCUGUUCUGGCCUUCAUCACGAUAGAGUUUCAGUCUGGCACUCGACUUUCGCGCUUUUUCAGGCCUGCCUGAUUCCUCUACUCUCUAUCGCCGUGGCUAAGAAAUUGAGUCUAUAUGAUGAUGCCGCUGUCAAUGAAUGGAAACAGAGUCUGGAGGCCGCUAUACGUGCAUUCAAAGACAUGGCUCCCUAUACUAGGCCAGCGGACAGAUACGGCAGCAUUAUUGAGGCGCUGCGCGAUGGUAUCAUGGCUUGGAACGAUCAGCACUCUGAACUCGCUGUCGAUAUCGAUCAAUAUACAGAGUUUCUUGCGAAUAUCAGAUCGGGGAACGCGGCGGACUUUAUGAACUAUGACGGCCAGGACAUCACAGCGCCAGGUCCGUUCUUGGAGUGGUUCAAUUAUGAUCUUGCAUUUGGGGAUCAACAACUGAACUGGUACCCGCUCCCUGAUGUUUGA